Etheostoma spectabile (orangethroat darter) is the source of this 2515-nucleotide messenger RNA. Its product is annotated as mitochondrial coenzyme A transporter SLC25A42. Bases 430 to 1407 code for a protein of 325 amino acids. Lineage: Eukaryota; Metazoa; Chordata; Actinopteri; Perciformes; Percidae. The record is from RefSeq and is a predicted model, not a curated record. The transcript has 8 exons. Gene Ontology annotation, biological process: transmembrane transport. Gene Ontology annotation, cellular component: mitochondrial inner membrane.
GUCCAAAAUACACAGUCAGUUCUUUAAAACCUUGAAAAGCCCAAUAAAUCUUGUGCGCAGAACCAGGCAGAGGCAGAGGCACAUGCAGAAAUUCCUCGCAGACGAUAGUCUAUGAACAACACACACUCUGCUGCAGCUUGACACCUGUCUUUUACAAUCAUCUUCACAAACGCCAACAACGUGAAAGACGUGGAGACAUCUCGCAGUCGUAUCGAGUUGCAAGUUUCAAGAGCAACUGACCAGCCUUCAGCGAUCAAUGAAAAAAAUGCGUGCAAGAAUGUGCAGGGCAGACUGGUGACGGAUCAUAACACAUCGCAGACUUGUAAACACGGGGUCCUUUAAACUCUAACAAAGCUUCCUUCUUCAGUGUGUUUUCCGGAAUGAGUGGCUGAGCGUCUGACGGCCCUCGGUAUCCUGUGAAGGGCACACAUGGCCCACAACCAUCAGAGCCCUCUGCCUGUGGCCCAGGCCACCGUGCUGGCCCUGCCACCCUCCAGCCAAGCCAAGGACUUGAGGCCCAGAUGGACAGUGCUGGACUCCCUGCUGUGUGGGGCAUUUGCUGGAGCUGUAGCCAAGACAGUCAUUGCGCCUCUGGAUCGGACCAAGAUCAUUUUCCAAGUGUCCUCCAAAAGAUUCUCAGCUAAGGAGGCAUUCAGGCUCAUCUACUGCACGUACAAGAAGGAGGGGCUUCUGGGUCUGUGGAGAGGGAACUCGGCCACCAUGGUGAGGGUCAUACCCUACGCUGCCCUCCAGUUCUGCUCACAUGACCAGUACAAAAAACUAUUGGGGAGCUACUACGGCUACCAGGGCAAAGCUCUGCCUCCGUUCCCACGCUUCCUGGCUGGCUCUCUGGCCGGCACCACUGCUGCGAUGCUUACCUACCCUCUGGACAUGGCGCGAGCCAGGAUGGCAGUGACAGCCAGAGAAAUGUACAGCAACAUUAUGCACGUCUUUGUGCGGAUCUCCCAAGAGGAGGGUGUCCGGACCCUUUACAGAGGCUUCACUCCCACUAUCAUGGGUGUCAUCCCGUAUGCAGGGAUCACAUUCUUCACAUAUGAGACCCUCAAGAAGCUACACACAGAAAAAACUAAGCGACCCCAGCCGUACCCCCAUGAGCGCUUGGCUUUCGGUGCCUGCGCGGGCCUGAUCGGCCAAUCUGCCUCAUAUCCCCUGGACGUGGUACGUCGACGCAUGCAGACCGCCGGCGUCACCGGCUCGUCGUACGCCACAAUUCUGGGGACCAUGCGUGAGAUUGUGACACAGGAGGGCGUCGUACGGGGACUAUACAAGGGCCUGAGCAUGAACUGGAUUAAAGGGCCCAUUGCUGUGGGGAUGAGCCUCACCACAUUUGACAUCACGCACAGCCUUCUGCGCAAAUUGCAUCAGAUGGGCUACUCCGCUCACUGAAUCAUUUGGGAGUGACAGAAGGAAACAAAGAAGCACAGACUGACGUGAGGGAGAUCAUUUCUUUCACAUGGCAAUUAAAUUUUUUUUUAAAAAGUCUCUGCACUCAGUCUGGGCAGAGCCGUCCUGCUGCACACUCCUGUUCCCGUCAGACAGGAUGUCAGAGGAGGGGAUGAGUGGAAAGGAGAUCUGUUAUGCACAAAGAAACACAGUUCCUCACUCUUUGGUUAAUGCACAGUCAGGUUCACUGGCAGAGAGGGUGAGGAGACAUAAAAAGAAGUGUCUUCAAAUUGUUCACAUAAUCACAACUUUUUCUUUUUUUUUUAAUCACAUGAAGUGAUUACCAGUGGGACUGUGGAUAAAGAAAAGUUUAGUUUUUUUUAUGGAUAAUAAGGAGCACUUUGUGUUGUAUUAAUAAGAUGCAUGCUUGCACUUUAUUAAACCUACAAUGUUCUUUCAAACUAAUCUUGUACUCUUUACUGUGAUACCUUGUUUUUAAUGAGUUUUAUUGCUUUUAGUUUGGGGGGAAAUUUUAUUUUUAUUUUAAUCGCAUCGUUUCUUUAAUCAUUUCAAAUAGCGUGAUCGUACAGGGGUAUGGCUUGUGAUGAAAGGGUGAUUAUGCAAUAUGUUUUGUUUUCCUUUUCCAUGUUAUGAUGAUGGUGUUCCAUGAUGGUGGUACGAUGAAUUGAGAUUGAUGGAGCCGAUGAUUGUAGGAGGGUGAUCAUGUCAGCAGGACUGUACAGUUUCAUUGUCCAUCCAGCACUGAGGAGGUGUGGUAUAGUAUUAAAAUGUCUAAGAGAGGCUAAUCAAAUGUAUGAGGCAAAAAAAAUCUAUAUUUACAAAAGAUUUUUGGUUCAUUUGCAUAUUCUUGAGAGGUUUUUGUAGUGUGUCCACAUUGUUGGACACACUUGCUUUUACAUGAGAGUAAGGCGUUGUUUUCCUGAAAAAAUCUAAAUAUGGCAAAGCACUAAACUCAGUCAUAAGUUUCAUGUUUCUAAGGAUUAAUCAUACUUUCACUGCUAAUGUACAUUUCAACGAAGCAGUAUUUGCAAAGAUGUACGUUUACAGUUAGAAGUUAAAACUGACUCUUCAAUAAAGUGUCCAUCCACAA